Molecule: messenger RNA, 144 nt
Organism: Plenodomus lingam JN3
Lineage: Eukaryota; Fungi; Ascomycota; Dothideomycetes; Pleosporales; Leptosphaeriaceae
Source: RefSeq, a predicted model, not a curated record
AUGCUUGCGGGAUGUGAGAUUGGCACGAGCCCGUUGUUUGGAAGUCUAGGCGUGGGCGCGAGGAUGAUAUCGCCUCACGAAUGCGAAUGUCCAGCCUACGAUAUCAGCUUAUGUUUGCGACAGCACGAGCACUGCGUUGCCUAA